CCGCGGCAGCCAUGUUGGACGUGGCCAGCACACGGGCCGGCACCAGGGGGUUACCGAAGCAGCUGUCACGAUGCUGGGGUCCCUGGUGUUGAGGAGAACAGCGCCGGCGCCGCGGCUGCUCCUCCAGCUGCUUAGGUCCCCAUCACUCCGGAGCCGUGGGAGUGCUACCGACCGGAGUGUGACCACCGGGGAACGCGGGGAGCCUCAGUGGCUGAGGGCAGCCAUCGGGGGGCGCCCUGGAACAUCGCGGGCCUUACUCACCAGAGGAGGGGAAGCCACUGGGGGGCGCCAGAGAGGAGGUACCGAGACCCCCUGCCUCGCAGCCGCCACGUGGGGACGCCUUCCUAGCCCCGAAGACACUUUGCCUGGACAGGACAGCUGGAACGGGGUCCUCAACAGGGCCGGAAUGGGCGUGUGGGCGCUGGCGACGGUGCUGGUGGUACACUGUUACAGCAAGAGCCCGUCCAACAAAGAUGCAGCCCUGAUGGAAGCUGUUCGAGCCAACAAUGUCCAAGAAGUCAACAGGCUGUUGUCGGAAGGUGCUGAUGUCAAUGCAAGGCACAAACUUGGCUGGACAGCACUCAUGGUGGCAGCCAUCAACCGAAACAACAGUGUGGUGCAGGUCCUGCUUGCAGCUGGUGCUGACCCAAACCUCGGGGAUGAUUUCAGCAGUGUUUACAAGACCGCCAAGGAGCAGGGAAUCCAUUCUUUAGAAGUCCUGGUCACCCGAGAGGAUGACUUCAACAACCGGCUGAACAACCGUGCUAGCUUCAAGGGCUGCACAGCCCUGCACUAUGCCGUCCUUGCUGACGACUACCGCACCGUCAAGGAGCUGCUUGAUGGAGGAGCUAAUCCCCUGCAGAGGAAUGAAAUGGGACACACACCCUUGGAUUAUGCUCGAGAAGGGGAGGUGAUGAAGCUUUUAAGGACUUCUGAGGCCAAGUACCAAGAGAAGCAGCGGAAACGUGAGGCCGAGGAACGGCGCCGCUUUCCCCUGGAGCAGCGGCUGAAGGAGCACAUCAUUGGCCAGGAGAGUGCCAUCGCCACAGUAGGUGCUGCGAUCCGGAGAAAGGAGAAUGGCUGGUACGACGAAGAACACCCUCUGGUCUUCCUCUUCCUGGGAUCAUCUGGAAUAGGAAAAACAGAACUGGCCAAGCAGACAGCCAAAUAUAUGCACAAAGAUGCCAAAAAGGGUUUCAUCAGGCUAGACAUGUCUGAGUUCCAGGAGCGGCAUGAGGUGGCCAAGUUUAUUGGGUCCCCACCAGGCUACAUUGGCCAUGAGGAGGGUGGCCAGCUGACCAAGAAGCUGAAGCAGUGCCCCAACGCUGUGGUGCUCUUCGAUGAGGUGGACAAAGCCCAUCCAGAUGUGCUCACCAUCAUGCUGCAGCUGUUUGAUGAGGGCCGGCUGACGGAUGGAAAAGGGAAGACCAUCGACUGCAAGGAUGCCAUCUUCAUCAUGACCUCCAAUGUGGGCAGUGACGAGAUAGCACAGCACGCGCUGCAGCUGAGGCAGGAAGCUUUGGAGAUGAGCCAUAACCGGAUCGCCGAGAACCUUGGGGAUGUCCAGACUAGUGACAAGAUCACCAUCUCUAAGAACUUCAAGGAAAAUGUGAUUCGCCCCAUCCUAAAAGCUCACUUCAGGAGAGAUGAGUUUCUGGGACGAAUCAAUGAGAUCGUCUACUUCCUCCCCUUCUGCCACUCGGAGCUCAUCCAACUCGUCAACAAGGAGCUGAAUUUCUGGGCCAAGAGAGCCAAGCAAAGGCACAACAUCACACUGCUCUGGGACCGUGAGGUGGCGGACGUGUUGGUCGACGGCUACAAUGUGCACUAUGGCGCCCGCUCCAUUAAGCAUGAGGUGGAGCGCCGUGUGGUGAACCAGCUGGCGGCCGCCUACGAGCAGGACCUGCUGCCAGGGGGCUGCACUCUGCGCAUCACUGUGGAGGACUCAGACAAGCAGCUACUCAAGAGUCCUGAACUGCCCUCACCCCAGGCUGAGAAGCGUCCACCCAAGCUGCGGCUGGAGAUCAUCGAUAAGGACAGCAAGACCCACAGAUUGGACAUCCAGGCACCACUAAACCCUGAGAAGGUGUGCCACACCCUUUAGCGUCUACCUACCUGCCUAUACGUGCCCUGAACACCUAAUAAAGCCCCCUUGGCUGUGGCAUAUGGUAACCGACCUACCUUCUCCUCCUGCCUCUCACUCCUCUCUAAAGUCAAAAGCAGGAAUUUUGCCCUACCCUGAUCCCUUCCUUGUGGGCCCCACAUGUGCUAACAGGUCUCUGGGAGAGGAGCUGCUCCUCCAUCCCCUUCAAGGCAGGGGGAAGAGGGAGGUCCCUUAUCUCUGUCCUUCAGCGUGAUCCCCAUGUCCCAGAGUCUCUGGAACUUUAUCAUGUUUCCUGGAAGCUCAGAAGUACAGCAGCUGAGAACAGAUCUGGCUGGAAGAAGACAGGGACCAGGCUGUGACCUGCCACCCUCUGCUGGCUCUCAUGCAACUGAGUCCCCAGAAUGUCUCCACUGGGAAUGGAGAAGAAUGCAGAGGCCCAGGCACAGAGGUUCUGCAUUUAGGCCAUAGCUUCCUCUUUCCCAAGCCCUAAAAUUUCAAGGGAAAGGGACUCUCAGGGACACUACCGUGUCAUAGCUACUGUUCCUCCCCACCCCGUGUUCAGAGGUCAGACCAGACCAUGUCUCUCCAGCCUUGGAACUAAGCCAGCAUAGGGCAUCUUUAGGAGGAAGGCUGACUGGGCACUACCCUGCCCUACAUGGAGACUGGACAGAAGUUACCAAAUGACCAAGCAAGGUCAGCUCUACAGGGCCUCCUUCAGGAGACCAACUACAUAGACAUUGGGGAACUGCAGGAGGAGGAAUCAUGGGGUCGGGCUCUGCCCAGAUGGCCAUGGAGCCUGCCUCAGCCCCGUCUAUACUGUGGUCCCAGCUAAGUGAACCUGGAAUAAACAGCUCCCCUGUGCAGUCUGCACGUUAGUCACUAAGCAGAGGGACUGCACACCAUCCCCCAAGGCAUUCCACGGACCAGACAUGUUCCAGCCUCAGCUUAGCAGGGCACAGCAAGGCUUGGUACAUCCUUGGGAACCAUCUGCAAUAGCCACCAUCGAUGACCAUGUCAUCACCCUCCCCCUGCAGGGCCAUUUUGGAACCUUCCUUUGGUGUUACAAAGUCUCUUUCAGGAAGCAGAAAAUGGGGGCAGGAAUCUAAGUCCCUUGGGUGAUGACAACAUGGCGGGUGUGAGGCAGUCAGAAGCCAGAAAGUGGGCUCCAGCAGAUGCUCCAGCAAUCACUGUCCAGCCCCUCAAGGAGUUGUCUGCUGCUUCUUAACCUCAGUGACUGCCAUUCUUUUUUUUUUUUAAUUAAUUAAUUUAUUUUUGGCUGCGUUGGGUCUUUGUUGCUGCACGCGGGCUUUCUGUAGUUGCGGCAAGCGGGGGCUACUCUUCAUUGCGGUGCGCAGGCUACUCUUUAUUGUGGUGUGUGGGCUUCUCAUUGCAGUGGCUUCUCUUGUUGCAGAGCAUGGGCUCUAGGUGCACAGGCUUCAGUAGUUGUGGCACGUGGGCUCAGUAGUUGUGGCUCACGUGCCAUUCUUUUUUGUGUAUUAUUGUUGUUUUUUUUUUUUUACUUCUUGUUCUGAAAUAAUUUUAAACUUAUAGGUAGUUGCCAAAAUAAUAGAGUUCCCAUGCACCCUUCACCAGCUUCUAAUAUUAACAUCUUUAAAAAUUAUUAAAUUACAGUAUAUUUAGUAAAACCAGGAAGUUAACAUGAUACAGUACUACUAACUCAUCUGUAGACAUUCACAUUUUGCCAUGUUCCCCACUGAUGUCCUUUUUCUGGUCCAGAAUCCAAUCGAGGAGCCCACAUUGCAUUUUGUUAUGUUUUCUUCAUCUCCUUCAGCCUGUGACAGUUCGUCUGGCUUUCUUUGCCUUUUAUGACCUUGACACUUUUGAAAUGUCCAGAUCAGUUAAUUUGUAGAAUGUCCCUUAAUUUGGGUUUGUCUGCUGUUUUCACAUGAUUAGAUUGAGGGUCUACAUUUUGGGCAAGACUAGCCCACAAGUGAUGCUGUGCCCUUCUUAGUGCCUCAUAGCGGCGGCACAUGGCUGAGGUGUGUGCCAGUUUCUCCACUGUAAGUUUACUAAGUUCCCUUUGAAAUUAAUAAAUCUCAUGGAAAGAUAGGAGCUGUAUAGAUGUCUUAUUUAUCCUUAGAAUUUUGGCCACUGAUUUUUAGCAUUCAUCAAUGGUUCUUACUUAUAACAAGCAUUAAUAUUGUAUUUGCUUAAUGAUGACUUUCUCUUUUCUUAUUCUAUCUAUGUUUAUUAAUUGGUAUUCUGUAAGGAACAGCUGUCUCUUUUCCCCCAUUUAUUUAUUCAGUAAUUUAUUUAUAUCAGUAUAAACUAAUGGAUAUUUGUUUUAGUCUGUGGGUUAUAACCUAAUACUAACAUAGUUUAUUUUUUUGCUCAUUUGGCCUAGAUUUGGCCAUUGGGAGCUCUUAAAUUGGCUCCUGUGUUGUUUCAACAUUGCCCCAUCAUUUUUUUUAGUAUUGCCUUACUUUCUGGUACCACAGGGUGUUCCAGGCUCACUCAUACUUUUCUUGUCCCAGCCCUGGCAUCAGCCAUUUCUCUAAGCAGCUCCUGGUUCCUUUUAUUUGAGAAUGGUACUUAGAAACCAAGGUGGUAUAUUCAUUGCUACUGGAGUGUCAUUGCUUCUAGGCCUUUUCAGCACACAAAGCUAGGAAAUAUAUGUGUGUAUGUUAACACAUGUAUCACACACAACUGAUUUUAUUACUGUAUCUGUCCAUCAGUAUAUUAUUAAAAACCAAGAGUCCAUAUUGAUGCCUACAGUUCUAAUCCAACACCACAGGGUUUGCAAUUUGCCCUCAUUAUUAUGACUUUACUAUUCUUUUUCUGCUUCUUCCUCUCCUGCUAUCUCUGUUUCUUCUCCUCUCACUCUGUUUUUUGUUCAGACUUCCCUUAGAGGCUCUAAUUAAGUCAGUCGGUGACCAUCCUAUCUGGAACGUUCCUAUUGGAUAAAGUUCUUAUGCUUGGCUGUUAGUCCCUUGGUUCAGUCAGCUGUGGCCAGGAGCAGCAGACAUGUAACUCAAAGCCAGAUAAUUUUUGUACAAGAAAACCCAAUGGCCACCUUUCUGAGAAGAGGGUAGGGGACAGGGUAGACCCUCAGAUUCUGAGGAACUUGAGUAUCACUUGUAGGGAUUCUUAGCUAGACCUCCUUGGUGAUGUUGGACCAUAGCAUCCUAGGCAGUACUCAGCUCACUUGCAUUGUUCUAUGUAAGAACAAAUAGAGUGUAAGAUCCAAGAGGGCAGAUACCCAGUUAUUCCACUCACUAUCCUAUUCAUAGAAGCUGGCACAGAGCCAUCACAUGAUGGCUGCUCCAGGUAUUUGGAUGGAUGGGUGGGCCCUGCAGCAAGCAUAGACCUUCAUAGUGAGUCCCAGGACAGAACAGUAUCAUAUGUUCAUGGAGCACACAUUUGUCAUGUGUUUGUGGCCAGGCAGUAGAACCUGCUAGACCCUCAGUGAAUGGGGCAAAGUAAGACCCCAGAUACUUACUGAGUAUCCAGAAAUACAUGAGGCUGGACUUGCAAAUGAAAAUGUAAUAUCUUUAUUGUUCAAAAGGAAAAAUUCAAAGAUGUGUAGUGAUGGUUUUAGGAAUUUAGAAAAAAACACAUUUAAACCAUAGGAAAAUAGAAAAUGGAUCAAUUAAAGAUAAAACCUGAAGUUAAGGGCUUCCCUGGUGGCGCAGUGGUUGAGAGUCCGCCUGCCGAUGCAGGGUAUACGGGUUCGUGCCCCGGUCCGGGAGGAUCCCGCAUGCCGCGGAGCGGCUAGGCCCGUGAGCCAUGGCCGCUGAGCUUGCACGUCCGGAGCCUUUGCUCCGCAACGGGAGAGGCCGCGGCAGUGAGGGGCCCGCGUACCGCAAAAAAAAAAAAAAAACCUGAAGUUAAGUAGGAAUGCAAAAAACAAAAAAAGGAGAAAGGAUAAGAAGAAAACUAUUCUUUUUGAAAACACCAAUAAAAUAGAUAAAAUCUCCUCAGCCUGAUACAGGGAAAAAGCAAAAAAAAAAAGACCAAGAUUUGGAAUGAGAAAUCAGACAUAACCACAUAUAUGAAAGUAUUUAAAAUAAUUUUAGGAGAAGUCUGUGGCCACAAUUUUGAAAACAGAGCAGAUAGAUCAUUUCCUAGCAAACACUGACCCAAGUCAGUGGUUUGAAUAUGCCAAUUAGUUACCAAAAGAAGAGAUUGGAAAGGUGAUUAAAAUUUUAUCUUUUUAAAAGAUUGUUUUCUUUUACUUAAACUUUUUAAAUUGACAUAUACAUGGAAAAGUACACAAAUCACAAGUAUACAAUUCAAUGAGUUAUCCACAAAGUGAAUACCACUGUAGCCAUCAUCCAGCCCAAAAAAUAGAUCAGAGUAAUUUUUAAUUACUAUAUAAACUGCUUCAGAUCAUGGGAAAAGAUGGAAAGAUGCUCAGUUGAUUUUUAAAGGCCAGCGUAAGAUUAAUACUCAAACCCGAUAAACUGCCAAAAAGAAUGCCAUAGCUUAAUCUCAUCUACGACUAUAGAGGCAAAACUUCCAAAUAAAACUAAGUUAAAUUAUACAACAUAAUUACAUAAGUUUUAUUUCAGCAAUACAAGCCUCAGUAUCAGGAAAUUUAUUAAUAUAAUCCAUUACAUCGAGAACUUGAAGAUUAUUUAAAUGUAGAUUAAUAUUAAUUUUCUUAUUUUGAUAAUAGUUCUUAUGAUUAUGUAAGAGAAUAUCCUUGUUUUUAGAAAAUAUACAUUGAAAUAUUUAAAGAUAAAGACAGUUGGCAAAUGUUUCAGGAAGCUAAAUUAUACAUAUACACACAUACAGAAGUAUACAUACAGAAUGAUAAAGCAAAAGUAAAGUAUUCACAUGGAGGAAAUCUGAGUGAAGGGUAUACAGGAACUCUGUAUUGUUUUUGCAACUUUUCUGUAAGUCGAAAAUUAUUUCAGAAUAAAGUUUUUUUAAUGAAAGGAGAUGAACAUUUUAUCAGUAUAUGCUGAAAAAGCAUUUGAUAAAAUAUUACAGCUUUAAGUAUGAUUUGAUAAACUCCAAGUAAAAGAAACCAUUCAUCAAAAACCAAUAGCAAACAUUUUUAAUUAUAAAUACUAAAGCUACUUCUAUUAAAGUCUGAAAUAAGACAAGAGUCAACAUUGCUUUGAAAAUUCAGGUGAAAAUAAUUUGGCAAGAAAAGUAAGUAAUUGGUAUCUAUUGGAAAAUAAUAAAUGAUCUGGUUUUGCUGAUAUGUGACCGUGUUUUUAGGAGAUCUAAGAGGCUAUAAGUAAAACCUAUUAGCAUUAAUAAGGAAAUUUGGUAAGUGUCUGAAUAAAAGAUAAAUGUAUAAAAAUCAAUAGCUUUUUUCUAUUCCAGCAAUAAUCAACUAGAAACAAUAACAAAAGUAUUCCAUUCACAAUUGAAGUAAAUAGGUGUAUGUAUUUGCUCAUAUAUAUAUAAAAUACCUCUGGAAGAGAGAAGAAUUGGGCAGAGAAGAGACUGCCGUGGAAGGGUAAAUUCACUGUAUUCAUUUUUAUAAUUUAAAAUUUUGAACCAUAUUAAUGUGAUACCUAUUCAAAAUUAUAAAAUACUAAGAAUAAACAAGAAAAAAUCAUAUUGAAGGGCAUAGAACAAGAUCUGACAAAUGAAAAGACAUACCAGGUUCUUGGAAGGGUGACUUAAUAUCAUUAAAGUGUCAGUUCUUUAAUUAAUAUACAAUUCAGUGCAAGCAUAGUUAGACUCGAACAUCUUUAAUUUAAUAAAAUUAAAAUCAUGUUAUACUGAAGUGUCUAGUGACUUCACCAUAUGGAGCUACUGUUUUCUGGGUUAGGGAGAUAAUGAGUUACUACUGCUGUCAGUUACUAUUCCAUCUUGAUAGUACGCAAACUAGAGGAUAAGUAAAUGUAACUACUAUCAAUGUACACCCUAAAUAAAAUUAUGAGAGAAUAGAAAGAGAAGAAUUAGUGUCUGUGACUGGAGUGUAGAGAGUGUAUGUGAGUGUGAGGAGAAAGAAGAGAAAGUGGUGGGAAAUGAAGCUAGAGAGGUGAGUUUCCGGACUUCAUAGUGCCUUGAAUGCCAUGCUGAGGGGAUGAAAUGGCCAUAUUUGUGUUUUUAAAAGACCCUUUGAUUGUAAUAUGCAGAAUGUUUGGGGGUAACUUCUGACCAAUAUAUCAAUACAACAGACAGAGUAGUUCCAGGCAAACUCACUUCCUACCUCAAAUAUAGAAAUAUUGAAUACUGUGUAGCCAAAAAAAAAAAAAAAAGUUUGACACACAACUGGACUUAAAACUAAAAAUGGGAAAUCCCAGGGUGCCAGAAAUGAAUGGGAACCCAAAAGUCAGAGGGUUUUUGAGAGUGGAGGUCAAAGAGUUCAUAGAGACUUGGGACUCAGAUAUAGGCCUAAUGACUGAGUGCUAGGCCUUCAACACUGAAACAGGAGUCUCAAAGGACUACUUCCUUGUGAAAUGAAGACUAGAAAAACACUGCUCCUUAACCUGGGAAUCAGUAGGGAAAUACAAAAAAGUGUAACAUCACUCAGAGAUGUAAGUAGAAAGAGUCAGCUACAAAGAAACUAAGACAUUUGCUGUUUGUGAGAGUGUGGUCCAGAUUCACAGUACCCAAAUGUUACUGGAAUGUCAAGAUGAAAAACUAACAAAAAACUGGUCCUGGGCCAUAGGAUCCCUUAAAAGCAAACACAAAACUGCUCUGUAAGGAUAUUCUUGUAACCAAGUUUUCACAAAGGAACCUUUGGAAAAACAAGUCCUAUUGAAAUGAGCUUACAGGAAAACUUACCCCAAAUAAAGGAGGAGGAGAAGAGAAAACGAAAGAAGAAGAAGCAGACCACCAUGAAGGAGAGCAAACUCAGCAGAUGCAACAAGUGGGAGAAUUUGCACUCCAAGAAUUGUAGUAGAAGAAUCUGAAUUUAAAAGAAGUAUGUUGGAACUUUCCUGGUGGUGCAGUGGUUAAGAAUCCACCUGCCAAUGUAGGGGACAUGGGUUCGAUCCCUGGUCCGGGAAGAUCCCACAUGCCGUGGAGCAACUAAGCCCGUGUGCCACAACUACUGAGCCUGCGCUCUGGAGCCCAUGAGCCACAACUACUGAGCCCACGUGCCACAACUACUGAAGCCUGUGCACCUAGAGCCUGUGCUCCGCAACAAGAGAAGCCACUGCAAUGAGAAGCCCACGCACUGCAACGAAGGGUAGCCCCCACUCGCCACAACUAGAGAAAGCCCACAAACAGCAACGAAGACCAAACGCAGCCAUAAAUAAAUAAAUUUAUUUUUAAAAAAUUAAAAAUAAAAAAAAUUAAAAGUAUGUUUAGGGACUUCCCUGGUGGUGCAGUGGUUAAGAAUCUGCCUGCCAAUGCAGGGGACAUGGGUUCGAGCCCUGGUGCGGGAGGAUCCUACAUGCCGUGGAGCAAGUAAGCCUGUGCGCCACAACUACUGAGCCUGUGCUCUGGAGCCCGUGAGCCACAACUACUGAGCCCACAUGCCAAAACUACUGAAGCCCACGUGCCUAGAGCCUGUGCUCUGCAACAAGAGAAGCCCGUGCACCACAAGGAAGAGUAGCCCCCGCUCAGCACAACUAGAGAAAGCCCGCGCGCAGCAACAAAGACCCAACACAGCCAAAAAUAAAUAAAUAAAUAAAUUUUAAUAAAUAAAAAAUAAUAAAGUGUGUUUAAAAUAUUCAGAGAAAUAAAGGGAGGACUAGAAACCAUAAGGCAAGAGAGGACAGUAUGAAAAAAGAAUAGGUGAACUUGAAAAAAGAACCUUUGUUCUAGGUGGUUUUUUCAGAUUUAUUAACGUGUUUUUUUUUCCCCCUGAACAAUUUUCUCUACUGUGGUCUUAAUUGAUUUAGGUAUUAAAUAACAGAACCACAAAGUACUCAUAUUCUUUAAAGGAUAAAGAUUUGGGUCACCCACUGGGCUCCAAGGAGCUGACCUAGGACAAGGGAAAUACCCCUAGGGUUGGGGGAAGAGGGCAGUUACCAGUGUGCCACCCCCAGGGCCAUGAUCAGUUGCAGAAAUAAGGAAUGUACCCGCCACCACAAUCCUGGAACUCUUUGCCCACCAUCCUCCAAGAGUCGUUCCAGUCUAAUCCCAGCAUUCCUCACAGGUUUGUCAAAGUAAUUUCAAGAGGUCUGAACCUCAGUGGUCAUCUACCAUCACCUCAUCACAUAGUGUUCCCAACACUUCCCUGUGCCCCCCAGUUCUUCCUUCAGUAAUCAACAAAUUUUUCUGUAUAAGCAUCUUGUUGAAAUGUUUGCUCCAUCUCUUCACCUUUUUUUUCUUUUUUUUUUUUCUGUUACUGAAGUAUAGUUGAUUUACAAUAUUGUGUUAGUUUCAGGUGUAGAGCAAAGUGAUCUGGUUAUAUGUGUAGAUGUGUAUAUUCUUAUUUUCCAAUUCUUUUCCAUUAUAGUUUAUUACAAGAUUUUGAAUAUAGUUCUCUGUGCUAUACAGUAAAUCCUUGUUGUUUAUUUUA
Messenger RNA from Physeter macrocephalus (sperm whale), 10505 nucleotides. It is a transcript of the gene CLPB, whose product is annotated as ClpB family mitochondrial disaggregase. Lineage: Eukaryota; Metazoa; Chordata; Mammalia; Artiodactyla; Physeteridae. Gene Ontology annotation, biological process: cellular response to heat. Gene Ontology annotation, cellular component: mitochondrion; cytoplasm. The coding region runs from base 71 to 2104 and encodes 677 amino acids. The record is from RefSeq and is a predicted model, not a curated record. The transcript has 16 exons. Gene Ontology annotation, molecular function: ATP binding; protein binding; ATP hydrolysis activity.